CACAGUCUGAACUUUAUAAGACCAACCCAAUUAUAACAUAGUUUCGAAGAUAUUUUUCAGGACCCAAACUACACGUUACACUUUAAAAUGUUCAUACUUAUAUGUACAAUGUUUUUUUCUAAACAGAUAUCUAGUUCUAUUAUCACACUUUUUGUUAAGUAUCCAGUUUGUUUUUCUUUGAAUUUGUUUCUUUAAAUUAGCACACUUCAAAUCAAAAUCCUUGCACCUUCAAACAUAAAAUAAAUUUUAACUUCAAAGUUAUUUUCUCUAUUGCUGGUGAUAUUGUACAAUGAAAAACUUUAUGAAAAAUAAUUACAAAUUUCUUUGUUGGUUGUAAAGAAAGCUUUAUUAAUGAAUUAGGGUCUACUACCAUUAUCGAGUAAACAAAUAUUCUUCGAAAUUCUGAAUUAUAGCCUUAACUAAUGUAGUAAUUUCUAUUAGUUCUAUUAGUUUUACUACCAUGUGUUUAUCAACUAAGCUUUGAUAAUUUUUUAGCCUUAGCUAAAAUGGGUUAACAGUCGUAAACAUAAGUUUAGUAUGCCGUAUUAAGAAAAGAUAAAUUUGAAGUGGAAGCUGUCCUGGGAUGGUAAAUCGAAGACUGCUAAAGGAAUUCGAAUCAGAACACUGUUAUACCAUCCAGUUCUGCAGCUUCCUGCAGAAAAUGUUCUUCACAUCAGCAGCAACACCACCUGCACAUCGAUACUUAGGAGGUCGUCCUCUUAUCCUGGAUCAAAGGAAUGGCUCCGACCUCACCUGUUUCGUUCCAGAAGAAGUCACCUGGGACAGCUUUGGCCCUGAUCCUCAGACCCUGACCUGCCCCGUAUGCAAGAACAGGGUGAUCACUAUAACCCACAGUAGCUGUUCUUGGAAGACUCACCUAGCAUCAACACUCAUGUGUUUUCUGUGUUGUCCAUUCUGCCUUGUCCCAUACUUUGUGAAUGUUUUUAAAACAGUUCAGCAUUUCUGCCCAGCUUGUGGGCUAAUGCUAGGAGAAUACAGAGCAUGAAAAAUCAUCUUAGCCUAAAGUCUGAAAAACAUAACUGAAGUUGGAACCUCAUUUACGAUUUACAAAAUCGCCCGACGAACAGUACAGUUUAUUCGUAAUGAAUGAAUAAAUUUAUAAUUUUAUUUAUUUAAAUUAAAGUUACUUCUAUGCCUUAUUAA
Molecule: messenger RNA, 1164 nt
Organism: Nezara viridula (southern green stink bug)
Lineage: Eukaryota; Metazoa; Arthropoda; Insecta; Hemiptera; Pentatomidae
Source: the annotation of a GenBank genome assembly